AAAUCAAAAACAAAGACAAAAUUAAUUGCAGGACGAAAGAGCUGGCAGAUGAUGGAUGGUAAUAGGAAACCCGGCGCUGUGGAAUGCCUCCACUGACGGCAGCAAGGAGGGAGAGGGCCCUUAAAACCACCGCGGCCCUUGCCUGAAGGCUCCCAGCCUCCCUUGUUCUUCUUCCAGGCUUGGGAGAACACUUUCUCCUAACUACUAAGCUCUGGAAAUGGGGAGUGGGAGCCCCGUUUUUUUGCUGCGGGGUGUUUCAGGCCGCUUCAGAGGCCUCCCUGAGCCCCGCCGAGGCGCUCCACAGCGGGCCGGGAACGGGACUACAUCUCCCGUCAUCCCUCCGGGCGCCGCCGCCAUCUCGGCACCGACCGCCGGGCCGGGCCGGGCCGGCGACCCGUAUUCCCCGCUCCCCGCUGUGUUCCUCGGGCCCCGCCGCAUUCCCCGCUCCCCGCCAUGAGCUGGGACGGCGCCGGCGAGGAAGUCCGGCUCCUCCUGGACCUAUCCGGGUGUGGAGGGACGGCUGAGCAUCCCUGGCUUCACCUGGCCCUAGAGAAUCCAGUGAAUGGUGUGUUGCUCUGAGUUUUUCUCCAUGUUGAUACCGAAAUUGGCUAGAAAACAAAUUUUCUAACACAAUUUGAAGCAUUAGAAAGCAGGCGUUCUUUAUUGCAUAGCUGGACACAUCUGGAUGAUCUUUCAUCUAAGCGAGUAUUUCGUGACACUUUACAAGAUGCCUUCAGUGUUUGACAAAGAACCUGUCCAGAUACUCUGCAGAUAUUAAGCCCUUGCCACCCAAUAUAAAGGAUAAACUGAUUAAAUUAAUGAGUAGGCAAGGGCAAAUAACUGAUGCAAAUAUCAGUGAGGUAUUGCACCCUGCUGUGGAGUCUCUGGACCUCCGAGACUGUGAUAUUUCAGAUAAUGCAUUAUUGCAGCUUUAUAACUGCAAGCAGCUGAAAAAAAUCAACUUAAAUUCUUGCAAGGAGAACAGAUUUGGAAUUACUUCAGAAGGAGUCAUAGCACUGGCCUUAUCCUGUCCUUACCUGCGUGAAGCGUCUUUCAAAAGGUGCUGUGAUAUAACUGACAGUGGAAUUCUGGCUCUUGCACUCAACUGCCAAUUCCUUCAAAUAGUGAACUUGGGGAGCUGCUCAGGCAUCAUGGAUGCAUCUCUGCAGGCACUAGGAGAAAACUGCAAAUUUCUUCACAGUGUGGACUUCUCAUCUACUCAGGUAACAGAUGAUGGUGUUGUGGCACUAGUGAGUGGAACAUGUUCGAAGAAUUUAAAGGAGAUACACAUGGAGCGCUGUGUGAACCUGACAGACGUGGCUGUGGAAGCUGUCCUUACCUGUUGUCCCAAGAUACACAUUUUUCUGUUCCAUGGAUGCCCACUGAUAACAGAUCGUUCCCGAGAUGCUUUAGAGCAACUCAUCAUAUCAAACAAAAUCAAGCAACUAACUUGGACUGUUUACUGAUGAUUUAUGCUGUACAUGUGACUGUCAAGUUUACAGGUGGGAGAGCUCCUUCAGCAGACAUGCACCUUGGAGAGCUAGCUGGUGACUUUUGUGCCACCAGGUUGCAUCCCUCCUGCUUCCCACUGGAGGUCUCCGUUGCCAUUCCAGUCCUUGCCUGUGAGCCUCGGCUUCCCCAUUGUAUCUCUUCUGAGUCCUGUCUGUCUUUGCACAGAUCAUACUUCAUUAAGAGGAAAGUUAAACUAUAAUUAAUAUUACAGGGCCGUUGCUCAGGCUUCAAGAAGUGCUGGAUUUGGCUGCUACUUAGUAUCAUUUAGCAAUUUUUACAAACCCAGUUUAGGUAAGUCUGUGUUUGGAGUUCUGUAUUCUGGGAUGGUACUUGCAGCUAAAAGUACCAAGCCCAAACAUAACAUUGACACACAGAAAUGUCUGUAAAGUUGGGAGUUUAACAAAAAUCAACAGACAGAACUGGUGAAUGGAGGUGGCAUUAACAGCAGUACAAAUGUACUUUCGAUAGUAACAAAGACUCUCCUUUCACCCUGUACUUUUGCUAAGUCUGAAAUAAAAAAUGUAGGUACCUUUCUUCUGAUGUUACUGAUGCUGCAGAUUUCUGUUCUUAUUUACCAUCAAAUACUUGCUGGAUUUUUACACAUCCAAAACUACAGCCUGUGAAUGUGUAAACAUAAACUUGCUUUGGAACUGUUAUGGUGACUUUACAAAUUUCAGAGUAGUAGCUGUGACCAAGAAAAGGAUUUUACAUAUGGGAAAAUAUUUAAUUUGCUCUGUAUUUUGUCUGUGUUUCUACAGGAAAAUCCUUUUAGGGAACAGAACAUUGGUACUCAUAAGCGUAUCUGUGAGUGAAAUAGGACCAAAUGUAGUGUCUGGGGACAUAAAUCACAGGAUGGUAGAGUAUGUGUUCUGCUGUAUGCAGUUCAUUAUACAUCCAGGGGCCCCCAAAAGGUGAAAAUACAAAAAAAAAAUAUUGUUCAAGUAUAGUCAUAUUAAAAAUUAAUUUUUGAAUUGUAGAAUGAGUUUAUUACAUGAUGGAGCAGUGCUCUUAACACAAUUACCGGUCAUGUUCCUUGGCUUUCUUGAACCAGCAUACCCUCUAGUGAGAAUUCUAUGAUUUCUGCAUUAAGCUCCUUAAUGCAAGCCAUUUUAGCUUUAUUAAGGCCAUGGAACACACUGGGUUCAUCCUCUAGAUCUGGAAGUAGAAGGGUUUAGUUAUGGUGGUCUAACAUGGAUUUGAUGACAUCUGGAAACCUAAAGAGUUUAGGGAGCCAUAAGGAACAUGUUUACUUUACCAUUUAACUCUUGUCAUAGCCACACCUAAGUGUUGCAGAAGUAAACCAGUCUUGUAUUAAUCUAUUUAAAGUUCAGGUCUAAUUGCAUGGAACGUAUUUUUUGUUGCCAAUAUUAAAGAAUAUUAUGAUGUUUGACAACAAUCCUUGUUCUUCUGUUGAUUAUAUGGUUUAUGAAAGUGCAAGUCUAUUUAGAAAAGUUGUUCAUGUGUAACUAAAAGCAUAUUUUUCCAAGAGCAGCACAUAAAUCCCUUAUUCUUGUUUCAUGGCUCAGCUCAGUGAUGUGUUCCUAUGAUCUCUGUGGGUGUAACUGCACCAGUACAAACCAUUGGUGCAAGAAGUUGAUUUUGCUACAGUAGCCACAAGCAUCAGUUGUCAUUGCAGCAAGUCCUUGUGCCAGAUAGAGGCCUAAUAACCUAAUUACCAGGUUUUAUUUCCCCUUUGUUAGUUUUGUUUUUUUUCUAAAGAUUAGUUUAUUGUUAAGCCCUGUGGAAUCUCUGGCAUCAAUCAGGGCCCAUCAUUCCUUUGAACUCUUGGACAAAUCUGUGUUGCACUAUAUUUGAUAUUGAAUUGUGUAGCUGUUUAGGCAGCUCUGUGAAGCAAUGCUAAUGCUAACCUCAGUGUCAAAGUUAUCCUUUUUCUCCUUGCUGAUAUAACCUUGAAUUUGUCAUGUUGAAGGCAGAUGCAGCUUAUACUGUGUCCUUAAGUAUGCCUGUAGAUUUACCAUCCUCCCCUACAGCCUCUUGUCAAUGUGUAACUUAGUGGUACAUCCUCAACUGGUGCUUAAAAAGCUGUACAACAAGGUAACACUGUAUUUUUAGGUUCAAAAGUUUAAUGUAAGUUAUUUUAAAUCUUUCACCAUUAGAGCUUGAGUCUGCCUUUAUGUGUUUAGUAUUUGCAUAACUCUACUGGAAUGUUUUUUGGUUCAUAGUAAUUUUCAACAAAUGUUUACAGGCACUGGGUGAAGUGGGAGAAGAACCUCAUGGAUGUGCUUACCACUUCAUAUUCUCUAUUGUUUGGAUAUUGUUAUUUGUGAGCCUUGCAAAAUAUUCACAUAUUGUUCUGAAGAUUAAAGUUUAGAAGUUGGCUGUUUGGAGAGUUCUGAAAACUUGUUGGAUUAUAGAACCAUGUACAUCUGACUGUGCUCCUAAACCUUCUACUUCAUGAAUACCAUGAUUAUCUGAGUGAGUGCCGCGCACUCUUUCACAUUUGUAAGCUUCCACCACAGCAGCUGGUAUUGGG
This is a messenger RNA of Poecile atricapillus (Black-capped chickadee), 4006 nucleotides long. Its product is annotated as protein AMN1 homolog. Lineage: Eukaryota; Metazoa; Chordata; Aves; Passeriformes; Paridae. The transcript is spliced from 8 exons. The coding region runs from base 819 to 1466 and encodes 215 amino acids. Gene Ontology annotation, cellular component: SCF ubiquitin ligase complex. Gene Ontology annotation, biological process: SCF-dependent proteasomal ubiquitin-dependent protein catabolic process. The record is from RefSeq and is a predicted model, not a curated record. Gene Ontology annotation, molecular function: protein binding.